AUGGUGAACUCCAAGAAGAUUAUUGAGAUAGCGAAGAAAUGGCAAAAGGUGGCUUCAUUGGGCAAAAGUGCCUCCUCAUCGCAGACCGGUGCUCAACUACAUUCUGAUGCUUGCAGUACAUCGGUAGCAGAGAAAGGUCACUUCAUUGUAUAUACCUCGGAUUCGAAAAGGUUCAUGGUUCCUUUGAGAUUUCUGGGGAGUGUUAUCUUUGUAGAACUCUUGAAGAUGUCUGAAGAUGAGCUUGGACUACCAAGUGAUGGUCCUAUUGUAUUGCCUUGUGACUCAGUGUUCAUGGAGUAUGUUCUAACUUUGCUCAGAAGGCGAGGGUCAGAAGCUAUGGACACGGUGUUGUUAGAUACUGUUUUCAAGCACCAACGUUUCCCAUGUUCUUCGCACAUUAUAGGGUUGAAUCAACAAGUUGUUCGUAGCUUCUGA
This is a messenger RNA of Asparagus officinalis (garden asparagus), 435 nucleotides long. RefSeq names its product auxin-responsive protein SAUR68-like. NCBI's taxonomy places the organism in Eukaryota, Viridiplantae, Streptophyta, Magnoliopsida, Asparagales, Asparagaceae. The record is from RefSeq and is a predicted model, not a curated record. Gene Ontology annotation, biological process: response to auxin. The transcript has a single exon. The coding region runs from base 1 to 435 and encodes 144 amino acids.